AUGAGAAGAAGAUAUGUUGGUAGUUCAAGAUUUCCAAGCUCAGAUAAUCCAAGAUUAUCUGGAGUCCCUUCUUCCGGUAAUACCAAAUAUAAUGGGGCCCGGAAACAAAAUACAGGAUCCUCCACAGGAAAAUGUUACAAUGUACCUUAUUCUGCUGCUGAUAGUGAUGGACCGCAAAAGGAAUAUAGUCAUAUCAUAGAAAACGAUGAAGCGCGAGGCAAUGGAGAGUCAUCUGAUGGCUUAAAGCAGAAAGUUAAAUCAAACAAGCUCGGAACAAUGGCUGGAGUCACGAUGCCAACGAUAUUGAAUGUUCUUUCCAUCUUGAUGUUUGUCCGUUUUGGUUUCGUCUUGGGACAAAUGGGAUUUAUGGGCACCCUUCUUCUUUUGGGUAUGAGUUAUGGUAUUGAUCUUUUAACUACGAUGAGUGUCAGUGCAAUUGCUACGAAUGGAAUUGUGAAGGGAGGAGGAGCUUAUUAUAUGAUUAGCCGAAGCUUAGGCGUGGAGUUCGGUGGUGCAAUCGGAAUUAUAUUAUACAUCGGACAAAUUUUGAACGCUGCUUUGAACGUUGCUGGUCUUAUCGAGCCAUUACUAUACAAUUUUGGCUUUUACGGUGGUGUUAUGGCAGAAUGGCUUCCAACUAGUUCGAACUGGCAGUUAUUAUACGCAACCAUAGUUCUUGGAAUAUGCACAUUCAUCUCUUUGAUUGGAGCUGGUGCCAUGUCUCGUUGUGGUGGAUUAUUUUGCCUUGUGCUUCUAAUUGCUACGAUAUCUGUCCCAAUUUCUUCUCUAAUAGUGAAGCCAUUCGGUAUUCCAAAUCUAGGCACAGAGUACACAGGCCUAUCAUGGUCCACAUUCAAAGAGAAUAUGUGGCCCCAUUAUACUAUUGGUGCUGCUGGAUCUCAAAUUUCUACGAUUGAAAGCUUCAAUGAUGUUUUUGGAGUGUUCUUCCCGGCUACAGCUGGUAUAUUAGCUGGCUCGGCCAUGAGCGAGGACCUUAAAAAUCCAUCAAAAUCCAUUCCAAAAGGAACUUUACAAGGUAUAGUUGUUACUGUUAUUUGUUACUUUCUUGUGAUAUGUUCCAUGAGUGCUUCCAUACCAAGAAAGUUGCUUUAUCGGGAUUCCCAAGUGAUCCAAACUGUCGGAGUCUCAUCGACACUUAUUAUUAUGGGUGAAACUGCCACUGCACUCUUUUCCGUUAUUGUUGGUAUUGUUGGGGCUUCGCAGUUGUUGCAGGCUGUUGCCAAAGAUGAUAUAUUUCCUGGACUUUAUCGCGUGUUUGCGUUAGAAGAUGAUGAUAAAAAUGAUGGUAAAUGUGGUUCCUCUGCAUCCGCAGCAUUCGCAACCGGUAAUGCUUCCAACAGAUAUCAGCAAUUAUCUGCAGAAGAGUCUGAUGGUAAAGCUAGAUUUUUAUCCAACAAUGCUGCUAAGGAUAACAAUAAGCUAACUCCAGGUUUCGCAUACCGUUCUUCUCGCCAUAAUAAUCAGUAUCAUCAUCACCAUCAUGAAAUUCAUCCUGUUAAGCGUUCUUGUGGUAAGCCUUGGCAUGCUAUUGCUGUUUCAUGGUUGCUUUGCCAGUUGUGUUUGUUUGCUGAUGUGAAUCAGCUUGCCACCAUGAUCACGAUGACGUUUCUCAUGACAUUUAUUUCCAUUAAUGUCGCAUGUGGGUUGCUCAGGAUUGGAUCUGCGCCUAAUUUCCGUCCUAGCUUUCGCUUUUUCAACACGUACACGGCUAUUGCUGGAACAAUUGCAUCUGCUGCUGCUAUGUUUAUUGUUGAUGGAGUCUCUGCUUGCUUAAUAAUUACCUUUCUUGCAUUCUUAAUUGUUGUUAUUCAUUAUAUCUCUCCGCCUAAGCAAUGGGGUGAUGUCUCACAGUCCUUAAUAUAUCACCAGGUCCGGAAGUAUUUGUUGAAGCUUCGUCAAGAUAAUGUCAAAUAUUGGAGGCCGCAGAUUCUUCUAUUGGUGGACAAUCCGAGAACAACUUGGAGACUCAUUAGUUUUUGCAAUCAUCUAAAAAAAGGAGGCUUGUACGUUCUUGGACACGUUAUGGUAGCCAGAAGAUUUCAACACCGAGUGGGUGAACUUAAUAAGGAAAGAGCGGCAUGGGAGAAAGUGAGGGAUUUAUCGCAUAUUAAGGCAUUCGUUCAGGUGUCAAUUGCACCAACAUUUUCAUGGGGAGUGCGCAAUGUCUUUUUAGGAUGCGGUCUUGGAGGUAUGAAGCCAAAUAUUACAAUCCUUGCCUUUUAUGAUUUAUCGCAUUAUAACAGAGAGCAGCUUCAUCUUCCUACCGGCCUGAAGUUUGAGAAUGGAACUUACCAAUAUAGCAGUCAAGUUAGCCUAGAUAUGGCCAAAAUUCCUACCGACAACUGCCCAUUAGAGCCAAAAAUACGACUUACUGAAUGGGUACAGACUCUAGAAGAUCUUUCAUUGCUGAAUAGUAAUUUGGCUGUUGCCAAGGGAUUUCCGAGAUUGCGAAUUCCAACAGAUCAGUCUCCUCCACUUUCUGAUGGAAGCAAAGAGCUGAUUGACCUAUAUCCAAUUCAAAUGGCUUCCAAGGUUACAGAUAAUAGUGGAGACAGAAACAUAUUAACGACAAACUUUGACACGUAUACGCUGAUUUUACAAUUGGGAGCUAUUCUCAGAACGGUUCCGGCAUGGCAUAAAACUCAUAAGCUUCGGGUUGUUGCGUUUGUUGAGUACGAGGAGGAUAUAUUAGAGGAGAAAAGACGUAUCAAGUCAUUGCUUGAAAUUUUAAGAAUAGAGGCUGAUGUAGUUGUGAAAUGUUUGGACAGCGGUGAACUUCUAACAUACAGAUACAUUGCGAAAGGUGAACCUAUUGAUGAUAGCAGCAUUGCAAAGAUGGUUGAUGAAGCUUUGAUCGGUGAUGUUUGGUGGAAGACGGUAAAACAAUUUCGCAAGGAAGAAAGAAAUAUGAAGAAGGAGAAUGGAACGCAGGGUGGGUCCGAAAAUACCGCCUCAAAUAUAAAAACAUCACUUACAUUGAGCGCAGAUAGUGGCGUUUCCAUAAAUCCUCGGGCAGUUCGUAAAAUUGAAAAGUCCAACAAGGGAAGAUACACAUUUUCGAAGAUGAACAAUUUAGGUGUCUCUCUUUCUAUGGUUGCAAAUAAGUUGCCAGUUGCUGAUAUUCAUCGAAUGACUGAAGAGGUCACAGAAGAUGAUUGGAGUUAUAGUCAUUCUAUGUCUGAUGUUGAUUCCAUGAUGUCUUAUGCAUCAAGUGUAUCUGCAUUCCCAAGUCCGUUUAUGCUACCAAAAUCUGCAAAUGUACCAUCCUCGGAGCAUAUUCCUCAGCUUAGUAUAUCUAGUCAGAAGAGUACGAACUCCGUUACUGGGACUACAUCUGCAAAAUCAAAUACUAAUCCUUCACGAAAGUAUAUCAAUUCACGCCACCUGCGGAAGCCAAUAUUUGAUACCUUAAAAUCAGCACACACACUACGUAAGGAAAGAUCAUCAAUGAUGUUCACUGCAGACACUAUGCCAUCCUCACAGAUAUUAGAAAAUGCACAAGGAAAUGAGCCAUCAAUCAUAUUUGUUAAAGAGAAAAAGGAUAGGAAAAAGCAUGAGAAGAAAGAGAAAGAACCUCAGAAACCUUUGGAGUAUAAGGAUUCCGAGAGUCUAAGCUCAAUAAAUGAAGUGGAUAGCAAAAGCGACCAAAACAACAUCACUAGCGAUGCUAAUAGAACAAUAACUGAUGGUGACGCCAUGAAUUCAACAUUGUCUGUUACUGAAAACAAUUCUGAAGAUACAUCUAUCAAAUAUAGUGAUAAGAACAUGAACAUUCAGAAUCAACCAAAAACUGAUGAAAGCUCAAUAAGAGAUCUUGAUACAACUACGCAGUCUGACGAGACCGUUAUUGGGCCCUUGAGUAGAGGUGAUAAUGGAGCUGUCAAUAUUUCUGUAACCGAAAAGCAAGAUGAACCUUCCCUACCAUCUGGGGUAAUGAGCCCAGAAUCAUUAGAUGCAAAUGCAGUAUUGUCAUCUGCUUCAGUUAGAUCGUCAAUAUCGUCCUCUUCUUCUUCUUCUUCUUCGGCUUCAAGUUCUAUGACUUCGCUUUCAUUUAAUGAACUUCCAAAUAGGUGUCAAUUUCUGAUAUUGAAUGAGCUUAUGAGCAGAAUAUCGCAAGAUUCUUCGCUCAUCUUUUCAACUUUGCCAGUUCCUGACAUAGGACUGCAUGAAAGUGAGGAAGACUGUCUGGAUUAUGCAUGCAAUCUUGAGUUGUGGUUGAAUGGGCUACCUCCUGUUUUGCUAAUUAAUGCCCAAACCAUGACUGUGACAACAAAUCUUUAG
Molecule: messenger RNA, 4302 nt
Organism: Brettanomyces bruxellensis
Lineage: Eukaryota; Fungi; Ascomycota; Pichiomycetes; Pichiales; Pichiaceae
Exons: 1
Coding region: 1-4302 (1433 amino acids)
Biological process (GO): potassium ion homeostasis; potassium ion import across plasma membrane; chloride transmembrane transport
Cellular component (GO): membrane
Molecular function (GO): potassium:chloride symporter activity
Source: RefSeq, a predicted model, not a curated record